AUGCAAACUCGCAGCAGUACUGAACCCAGUCAAGAAACUAGCCGGCUAGUGUAUGCUGCCGAAUAUUUUCUAACUCGCCGGAAGUUCACCGACUGCCGGGAAUUUGCUCUUCGUGCACAGGCAUCAGAUCCGAACCACCCUUCGCCUGCCCUGUUGAUAGCCAUUGCUUCUGUCCUCUCCGUCGCUUAUAUCGCCCCGGAUAUACCUGAUUACUACUCCAUCCUCGGCCUCCCUCGUUUUACUUCCGACCUUACUCGAAUCAGGGACAGCUUUGAAAACCUAGUUCCACUUCUCAACCCGAAGAACAACACGUACCCGUUAUCGUUCCAAGCUCAUGAGUUGGUGUUGAAAGCCCGGUACGUUCUGUUAAACCUCGAUGAGAAAGCUCAGUUUGAUAAAGAGUUGACAAAAAACCAGGGUGUUAAAUCAGGGACCGAUGAUGCUACUUUCUGGACCAUGUGUCCAUACUGCUAUCAUGUGUUCGAGUAUAACAUUGUUUACAAAGACUGUUGUUUGAGGUGUCAGAAUGUAAGGUGUAGGAAAGGGUUCCACUCUGUGGCUGUUGCGGUGCCGCCGCCGCCAGAAGUGGUGGAGAAGGGCACGUAUCUGUGUGAAGGGUUUGUGCCAUUAGGGUGUAAUGAAGAGACAGAAAGAGAGAAGAUGUGGGUUCCAUUCGGCUCAACCAUGGUACCUGAGAAGGACGAGGGUGUAUCCAAGGGUGAACAUAAUGCAAAACAUGAUGAAGAUGGAGCUAUAUAUAUAUCUUCUGACGAUGAAGGUUUUAAAAAUUAUGAAAUUGUUGAAUUUCAGGAAAAUGUGAACAUUCAAGCUGAAAAUGCUAUAUAG
Molecule: messenger RNA, 846 nt
Organism: Fraxinus pennsylvanica
Lineage: Eukaryota; Viridiplantae; Streptophyta; Magnoliopsida; Lamiales; Oleaceae
Source: the annotation of a GenBank genome assembly